Messenger RNA from Cinara cedri, 1071 nucleotides. Lineage: Eukaryota; Metazoa; Arthropoda; Insecta; Hemiptera; Aphididae. The record is from the annotation of a GenBank genome assembly.
AUGGCUAGCCCGACGACGAUAACCAGAAACGCGGCUCUCCUCGGUACAUCAUUCGCGGAACAUUAUUACGCCGUGAUGCGUACUACACCGGAGCACGCGGACAAAUUCUACGACGAUUCCGGUGAGUACCAGACGGUGUACGAGGAUUGCACUGCCGUCAUAGCCAGGACCCGGCAGCAGGUGCAAGAGGUGUUGUCGCGACCCAUGGCGGCGUCCAAGUUAACCGUUCAAUCGAUUUUUUCGGUCCCGUAUGGUGGAUCGGUUGAACGCCUCCUAGUUAUGGUGACUGGUCAAUCGUUCGUGCACGUAUUCGUCGCGGAGUACAGACCGAAACGGUUACUUAAUUACGUCAUUGUAACGUCUCUGGUUCAAUAUGUUCACGCCGGACAAGCCGGCGAAGGCCCGAAUCAGAAAACGACUCUCGAUACAGGCGACUGUCGAAUUGGCAUCAGCAACGAUCGCACACCGACGGCUUGUUUAUUAGCGAAGAAACAAGUAGUAUCUUCGCAAUAUUUAACUAACUACCAUAACCCGUUUCCCAAUACCGUAACCGAUAACGUGCAACCCGAUAUCAUCAUCGAUAAUGCACUUUUAAGAUUUAUUAAUAAUAUAACAAAUCCCGCCAAAAUCACUAUCUCCCACGAACCCCUUCCCGGUGCAGCAACCGAUAACACAUCGACAGCAGAUUCAAAAGCAAACCAACACGUACGAAUUACCUCCGAUAAAGCUACAAACCACGAAACCCUUAUCGAUAACUUUAAAGAUAGCACGCAACACGGCAUCGUCACUGAAAACCCACCCAUCAUAAUUUUAAAAUGUGAAUCCAAUCCCAUAGAAACCAAAACCCCCAAAGAACCCUCACCUCAGAAUACGGCAAGCAUAAAUGUAAAUCAAAAUUUAGUCACGGAGAACCCACUUUCUUCAACCUUUAACCGCUUACCCGGUCCAUCCCAAAUGUCUNUUCCCGUGAAAACUCUACGAAUGCCUUCACGAAAAAAAGUCAUCAAAAUUUCGCCACCAGAAAUACGCAGAUCAAAAUAUCAAACCACGUCUCAACUCCUCCGGAAUUAA